This is a messenger RNA of Vombatus ursinus (common wombat), 7275 nucleotides long. It is a transcript of the gene CCDC187, whose product is annotated as coiled-coil domain containing 187. Gene Ontology annotation, cellular component: centrosome. The transcript is spliced from 26 exons. The record is from RefSeq and is a predicted model, not a curated record. Gene Ontology annotation, biological process: microtubule anchoring. The coding region runs from base 55 to 7209 and encodes 2384 amino acids. Gene Ontology annotation, molecular function: microtubule binding. NCBI's taxonomy places the organism in Eukaryota, Metazoa, Chordata, Mammalia, Diprotodontia, Vombatidae.
GUGGUUGCUUUAUAUUUUCAGACGGCUGUCUCAGACUCUAAGGGGAACCCCCAGAUGGCUUCGCCGGCUGCUUCCCCCCAAUCAGAUCUUUUGACUGAUGUGGCCUUGGCUUGGGCCAGCCUUCAAAGAGCCAAGCACGUGCUACAGCGGAUGGAGAGUGAACUGGACACAUGCAGCUGGCACAGGCUCAGCAGUCAGAGUUGCAGAUCACUUGAUGGUGGGCAAGAGAAGCUGGUUUCUUGGGAAGACUGGAACAGUUCUAGUUUUGUCCACACCAAACCGAGAGUUCAUCAUUUUCCUGAGGACUACAAGAUGGCAGCUACUUCAAUAUCACCCUGGGUCUUUCAGGAGUCAGUUACCUUCAGAGAAGAAUCAGGUAGCAAUGUAGUGACUUAUGAUGGACAAGUGACUCAUCUGAAUCCUGUGACCCUUGGCCCAAUGAGGAAAGAGCAGGACUUUAACUGCCAACUUGAACCAGAAAGAAAGUAUACAGCAAAUGAUUGGUCCUCCAGAUUACCAGGCUUUAUUCCCUCAGGAGGCUAUCAUCAGUUCUUGAACCCUCUGAGAAGUGGAGGGAAAGGUCCCUGGAGGGAAAGGUCACCUCAGCCUCUUGACUCUUCUGCCAGUUUUCAGAGAUGGCCGUUGGCAGGGGUAAAGAGAUCUUUCCCUGACUCUCGGCUAGAGCAACUGAGGGAGAGGAUCCGGGCACAGAAGCAUCGAUAUCUUAAUAUUUUCCCUGCCUCCUUCCAAGAUUGUUCUGGGGUCUCACAAGCUGUGCCCUGGAAGUACAAGCCAAAGAGAAAUGUCUACAAAAUGAAGUUAGCUGCUUCACACCCUGCACACCCAGGCCAAGUCUCAGCUUCCAGCCCCAAUCCCAGUGAUACUCACCAUUCAGUUUCCCAUACAUUUACACCAAAGAGAAAAGGCCACAGAGUAAGAUUUGCACUGUCAACUCCAGAAAAUCCAUGUCAAAGGGACAAAAUUAGAGUGGCCCAAAACUGCCAGGGAUCUGCACGGUCACCUUCCCCUAGAAGACUUCUGAAAGGCCAUGAUGCUAAGCUGACUGGCGUUUCUGCAUGGAGAAAGGGACAGAGGCUUGUGAGGCUCCUCCUUGGGCCCCCUCCCACGUUUCUCCAGCUCCAGAAUCGGGCCCUCUUAAAAGGCCUAGUCACCUCAAAGGAGUCAGGACUGAGGGAGAAGACUCAAAAAUCUGAGCACAUACCACCCCCCACCCCAGAUAUAAACAACCAGAAAGGAGCAGCUUCUCUCCAUGGAAACUCCCAGGUCUCUCCAGAAACUUCAGCACCAGUGGGCUGUGGUAGUUCUGAACCAUUCCAAGCUCUCUUGAAUCUUUUGAGAAAUCUCCAAUCACAUGUUCAAGACAAGGCACACAACAAAAGAACACGAUCCCAGUCUCCAAAGGGCAUGUCUACCAAGAAAGCAGGUGAAUCAGAAUGGCAUUCCUCAAAACCUCAAACUGGAGCAGUGGGAAGAAGGAAUCUUCAGUUUGUCUCAGAUGGAAAGAACCUUUCUUCAAGGAUGGGUAGUUCUGAGGCAUGGAAAGUACCUGGAAAAGAAAAUGACUACCAAGGGACCCACAGAAAAACAGACAGGAGUACCUCUCGGCCCUAUACCACUAUAGAAAUCCGGAAAUUCAUGAAUCAGAAAGCAAUAGAAAGAAAGAGAAGGUGCCUUGAAGCCAAAAUAUCUGUAAAGAAAGCCUUGGAGCUGAGAGAGAAGAAGUUGCAGGAGGUGUAUAAGAAACAGAGAGAAGCUUUCUCCAGGAAGACCAAUGCCAGAGUCUCGCAAAUGUCAUCCAAGACCAUUGCCUCUGGGCAACAAUCCCACCUUUCCAAAGCCCCAGAAGGCAAGGAAAGCCAAAGGGAGACAGCUCUGGAAUAUGAAAAGCAGGCAUGGGACACUGUGCUAGGUAACAAAGAGCUUCAAGACAGAACUUCCCAUGAUACUAAAACUCCAGUUACUACCAGGGCUUCUGAAAGUGGGGUUAAGCUCCCUUUGCCGUUCUCCACGAGCAUAUCCCCUGGGCCUUCAAAACGGCCAGACUUGGGCCCUAGCCCUUUACCUCCAGCUUUGAAUCUUCAGUCAAGUCAGAUUGAAAACUCGGAGAAGACUCAGGGUUCUGUGGUGCCUAACAAAGAAUCAAACCCUAUGCCCUUCCAAUACAAUCAGGCCAGGAUCCGGAUUCUUGAGGCCACUGCUCAGGUGCUAAAGGAGAGAAUUGAAUUUAUGACUGAGAAGUUAAACCUCCCAGCAAUGUCUGGCACACACAGUGACAAGCCUGAGAUGUGCUUGGUUGCACAAAGCACCGAUACCUCAUCGGUUCAGGAGUGCCCCCCAGCGACAGCACAAUCCUCUUGUGCUCUUGUCCUUGGGCAGUCUUCCAGCCUAACUGCCUUGGAAACCCUUGGAGGCCCUGAACCAGAAGUGACCAAGCCCCUCAGCGGCAGAGAGGAAGGGAUGACUCAGGAAAGUGGAAAAGAUGGAGUGGAAAUAGAAACAGAAGUCUCAGUUGUUCUUCUUAGCCUUGUUGCACCUGGUGAAAUGUCAUCCUACAGCACUCCAGGAUUGAACGAGCGACAGAGUCUUUGCCCUGCCGAGCCGCAGCAACCGAGGCCCAAAGAUCUUACUCUGACUGAGGAUUCUGAAACGGAAAAGAGGGCACUAAAAGAUAAAUUCACCUGUCCUCCUGGUUCUUUCACAGGAAGUCCACAGAAAGAAUCUGAAAAGCAGGACAGCUUCAUUGAUCCUUCUGGAGUUCAGAUGGAAGAAGAGUUGAAUGAAUUUUCUCUUGGAAGCCUGGAGUCCUAUAAUGGGAUCAAGAUACAAGACCUUCCCACAAGAAGAACUGAGUUUUUAAGCCCCUCAAGAAAACAUAUGGAGGGAUAUGAACAUGGCAACAAAUAUUUCAAUGAUGCCUGCAUCAACUAUCUAAGCAGUGUGCAACAGAAAUCUCUUGACUUUCUUCAGAAAAUGAAGUUGCAUCAGAUCACACAGGAGAGGGAGUUAGAAAUUCUAAAGCAGAAAGCAGAACUGGAAGCUGAAGAAACUCAGAAAUCUUUGGAUGAAUUGGUCUUUAGGAAUCAUUUAAAGCAAUCUUUUCAUGACAGCCACAUCCUUAGAACUGAACUAGAUGAUAAAGCAGAAAAAUGGAAGAUGCCAAAGACGUAUGGAGACUUGGAGUCCAUAGAUUAUCUAACAAGGCUAUCAACUAUGGGCAGAACAUAUUCCAGCAGAGCCAAUAGUCCAACAGUUCCUACUUGGGAAAGUGAGCCAAGGAGAAAUGUAUUGGAUGGCAUAGAUGCUGAUAGGGGAAGAGGGAAGCAAGACAGUACCACACCACCCCACUUCACUACGUGGUCCCCAUCAGCUGCUGGUUACCCAAGUAGCACAGUAUUCUCUAGAGAAGACCUCAUGGACAGCAGUCAGAGGAAUGAAAUCAAUCAGUCUAGUCUCUUCGACCGUUUCAACCUGAGGAUGACUGAUCAGUACUUAAGGGAAGAAGAACUCAGAGCUCAGUACCAGACAGCCCUCCUUAAGCUCCGGGAGAAAGCCCUAGAGGAGAAAGUUACAACUGAAUUGUCACGGCUAGAACAACAGAAAGCGUAUCUGGGGAACAAAAGAGACCACAGCUUAAUGACUGAGAAACAGCACCGAAUCCUAAUGGAUCUGAAGCAAGAACAGUUUUCCAGUCCCUGGUCAGAAGCUAAAGAAGGCCAGAAGUCCAAAGAUGAGAGAGUCUUCAGACCAGAGAAACUAGUGAGGAGUCCAGAGCGUUUGUUGUCAAUAUCAUCUUACAUAGGAAGAUCAGCUUUGGUCUUGUCUGACCUUGGAAAAAAUCUGAAAUGCUGUGAGAACACACACCUUCUUGCUGAGAGGGAGAUCCAGGGGAUACCUGAGGAGGACUCAUGCCUACAGCCACAGUGGCUGAAGGGGGGAAAGGACAGAUCAAUGGUCAGUAACAUGCCUGACCACAGGGAACAAACUCUGGGCCAGUUCGUGGAGAAUGACGACCAGAAAAAUAAAGAGCCUGCUGAACAAUACUGUACUAUUUGGCAACAUCCACAGCAAGAAAGCUCUUUGGAAAUCAAACAAGAUCCGUGUCAGAUGCCAACUACAAGGGCAGAGGAAUGUAAUUCAAAGACUGAACUCAAGCCUAAUGCGGUGGAAAAAAGACCUCAAAGUGAAGCUAUAAAAGGCUCAUUAGGAAGAGGGGAGAGAUAUGUACAGGCACAAAAAAAUGAACUAAAUUGUUCAAAAUUGGAAAGAAGCUUGGCUGGGCAGGAAGAAGGCCAAUCAUCUCAGGAAGACAGUGUUAUUUAUGAUAGAAAAAAUCAGGAGGCCUCAGCACUGGACUCAGAUGUCAUUAAGAGUUCAAUAGUUGAAUCACAAGAGGAGAAAAGAAGGCAGCAGAGGAUGAAAGAUAAGUUUAGAGAAAUUCAAUUAGAAACUAUCCAGAUAUGCCACAUCUCUGCCAUUCAAGAAUGCAAAAAAGAUCAAGAGAAGAAAUCGGAGUAUACUCAGUAUGAUGAAGAUCACUUGCAUAAGUGUGAUACCACUCCUUCUGACUCCUUAAAAUCAGGAUCUGUUCUCAGUACCUCUUUAGAAUCUCUCUCUUCAGACACAGUAUCACCAUGCAAUUCACCGCCAGAAUUAGACAGUGGUCAGUCACAUCUAUCUGCUUCUGAAUUUCAGAAGGUGACUGCCUUUCUAGUUAAUGUUUCAGACAGUCUGAUUUCAGGAAGUGACUCAGAAGCUGAGGGUGCACAAAACACAGAAGUCAGUGAAUGGCAGGAGUUCACUGACCAACAACCAUUGAAUGAGUUUUCUAGUCCUUUGCCUAAUCCAUCAGUAACGCCAAGUAAAGGAGAUGGAUUGAUUUUGGCAGUUAAUAGUGACGAGAAACAGCCUGAUAGUGGUUUUCCUUUUGAAAACUGCCAAGACUUACAGAAGACACAAGCGAAUAACAAUAUUUCAAUUAAUGACUGUCCUUCUGAAACUAAUGUUGUGAGUUUGCCUGGCAGCAGGAAACAAAAGCUAAGCCUUUCAUGGACAGAAUUACCAUUGUCUCAAGACACACCCUCUCAAAAUUUGAAUGAUAUGCUUUCAGCAGAUACCUAUGUGGCACUAAAAGAGGAUAAAGAAAAAACUUGUUCACAGCAUGAAGUUUGUGUUGAACCCAUGUUCAGUUCCUCUUCAUCCCUGGAUGAUUUUUCAGAGACAGAUAAAGAUUUGGAACAAGGUCCUGCAUUUUCCCUUGGCAAAGGAAAAGAUCAGAAAGACUUUGGAGUCAAAGAUGUUUGGUUGGAAGGGACAAGCAAAAAAGAAACUAAAUUUUUUCUCCCAGAAAUCUACUUCAUGCCAUUUCCAUCCCCAAACCUGAAAGCAAAUUGCCAACCACUUUCACUGCCUUUUGAAAUGUCACAGAGAAAACAAAACUUGUCAGUCAAAAAAGCUAAACCUACAUGUGAAGAAAAUCCAGAAGGGCCUAUUUCUGACAAAGUUAGUAAAUUUGCCUUUCAGCAGUUGUCAACUGACUUCAACAGUGAGCCUGCUAAACCUGGCCCCAGGAUCUUUCAUGAUGGGAAAAUUGUUCAGUCAAGGUGUGAACAUAAAGCAGAUGAAUCUGAUAUACAUCAGAGGACCUCAGGGGGCCACAAGGUCGUGAUAGCUCCUUCUGGGUCAUCCAAUGGGUUGGUUCACGAGAAUGAGCAUUGCCCAACUGUGAGGGUUGAUGGCUCCAUACAUACCAAAAAAAAUGGUCUAUCUACUCUCCAUGGUGACAUUUUGUCUGAAAUACUAUCUCCUGUUGAUGAAGUACUUUCCUAUGGAAGUGCUGGCCUCCCAUCCCCAACCCAGAAGGGUUCCUCUUUUCCCAGUGAAGAUUUCCCUUCUCCUCCUCCUGACCUUGUGUUUUGGGCAAAUGAUAAUGAUAUUAACUUCAAUUCAGAAGACUUCCCUUUUCUGCCAGAAGAUGUGGUAUCUCCAGAAAGUUCAAAGAAUGCACAAGAUGAAGAUUCAUCUCUUCAAACUGGUGAGUUAUCUUCUUUAUCUGAUGAGAUAUUACCAGAGGAAUUUUCUCCAAUACCUCUGGAUUUAGGGAAUUCCUACUCAGUUCUAGAUGAACACUCACUGGAAUGGGAUGGAAGGAGAGAAAGCAGUUUGGAAAAGAAAGAGGAACUGUUGAGUCUUGAACCACAGCAGGAUGUUGAAAGGAAACAAAAAGUGAGCUGCUGUUCCAGUCCUACUUUGUCCAUAAGUGCCACUCAAAGUCCAGCAUCAUUCUUAAAACCAUUUAAAGAUGAAGAUGAGAAGAAUCCACUAGCAAUGAACGAUACAGAGAACAGAGAAGAGGUGACACAUACACAACCAGAAAUUCUGAAAUUCAAAGAGACAAGUCAUUUUGAAGGAAAGCACUGGACUGGAAUGAAAUAUGAUAAAGCAAAGGAUGAUCACAAAAAGGACUUGGAAAGAGUAAAACAUUCAGAGUAUGACAUGUAUUAUGAUGAGUUACUUAGUCCAGAUCAAAUGUUAUACCUUUUGACAGACUGUACAGAAAAGUCAAGUGAACAUAAUGACCAAGAUUCACUUCAUUGUGAGCCAUCCUUAAAGAAUGGUAAAUGCUAUGAUGAGAUCAGGGUAGAAUACCCAUUUUUAAAGACAAAGCCAGAAGCAAAGUUUAACAACAGAGAUAGCUCAAUGACAACAGUAACCACUCAUCCUGAAACCCUGAUGUUCCAACCUACAGAGAUGGAGUCCUGCUUUAUUCAUGCUCAGUCUGAGUCUGAAAGACUUUUUAAUAAAGAUUUCUCUGGAUGCUUAAGUAGCCAAAAAGAACAGCCACAUAUGGCACCUAUAAAAAAUGAGGCUGAGAAAUUACUUGAAGAUGUACAUCCAAUGGAAGAUAAAGAAAUCAACUUUGAAAAUAGUGUUAUGGGCUCCCAACUUGAUUCCAGUCAAAAAACAUAUGGAAUUGUAGAUUCUGUAUCCACUGAACUGACCAAAAAAAUCCUGUGGGAUGCCUUAGCCGUGUUUGCAGAGCUUGUCAGACAGCAGAAUGCCUCCCUGUCCAUCAGCCGCUGUGUAACCCCUACUGAUGAGGGGAAGCUCACAAAAUUGCCCUCUCCAAUAACUGCUUCUACAGACCACACAUAUGCCAAUGACACAGAAAAGGGAGAAAUGGAAUUUUGACAGUGGAUGAAGAAGCAAGAACAAAAUAGGCUUUUGGGGGGCGGGGAGUGAGGGGAGAGGCCAGGG